Alternaria alternata is the source of this 1307-nucleotide messenger RNA. RefSeq lists its product as hypothetical. The coding region runs from base 1 to 1008 and encodes 335 amino acids. NCBI's taxonomy places the organism in Eukaryota, Fungi, Ascomycota, Dothideomycetes, Pleosporales, Pleosporaceae. The transcript has 2 exons. The record is from RefSeq and is a predicted model, not a curated record.
AUGGCCGAACUGUCCGCCCUUAGUGCUGCGGCUACCGUGCUUGAUCUUAUUGGUGCUACGUCGCGAACGUUCGCAUCGAAUCUUUCAAGCGCUUGGUUCUUCCUGGAAUCUUAUGGCAUUGCAGGACCUAUUCUGUGGCUAUACGGUGAUCGCGACGUAUGGCGGAUCCAAGUGCAAGUGUUGCAGAGCACAAAUGAAUCGGAUGCAAUGGAGUUCAAGAAGCUCGCCCAGAACGACAGCAAUAUCAUUGCUGUUGCUGGCACCAUUGUAGCCCAGAUCGCCAUCACUGCGCUAUCUCUGACCGAUCUUAGUAGCACACAUUGGGUCGCUCGAGCCUCCUUCACCUUUAGUCUGGUAUCAGCAAUCAUGGCCGUAUACUAUGCCACAAAUCAGUAUCGUAGAUUUGGGCGUUUUUUACACGCAGAUGAGAUCAAAGCGUGGAUUCGUCCAAAAGAGACGAUGCGACUCUCCCCCAGACCUUUACUUCAACAAUUCCUGCCUUCAGCUGCUUCCGUGUUGACUGUUUCGGCUCCGAAUAUGCUUCUCUCGGCAUCCUUGAACGCAUUUCUCGUUGGCCUCGGAGUGUACUUUGGUUACGUGUGGACACGUAAUCUCGAUGAAAGUGCCGGGUCGAGUGCCAGUCGAGCUGUCUUUAUCGUAUACGUUAUUGGCCUUGCGUUAUGCUACGUCAUUUACGCAAUGUCGGACCUUGUUGCUGCAGACCAGAGUCAAAUCAGUGAAUGGAACUUUAUACGUGGUUUGCACUCUAGUACAGCCCGUGCUCGAGACCAGUCGUCAAGGCGCGCAUCCAAUCCGGAUCUAGAAGCUGUUACAGAAAACUGUGGGCCUUCGAGCAAGAUUGAGGAACAGCCACGACGAACUGAGAACCCUGAGGAUAAUUCGUCACGUCAACAGCUUGUAAAAGCACUCAGAGAAGCUGCAGAUCUGCGGAGAAGGAGUGCGGUUGCGGACGAGAGGGUGGCUAGAUUGUUGGAAAAUCUGGAGUAAUUUCCUGUGCUCGCGAUGCAUCAUGUGUAUACAGCGUCGGCAAUGCGGAAAUCUCUUAUAACGAGCUAAUCAGUCGUCGCUGUGAGUGUUAGCUGAUGUGAAGCAGUCCGUUGAUGUAGGACAAGGCUUUGGGCUGCCACAUUACAUGGACGCGUUGGCUCCAAGUCCAAGGUUCUAAGCUCUUCAAUGCAGGAUUGUAACUCGUUCGCAUGCAGGUGCCAGGUGAUUUUGGUCCUUCCUAGUGGUGACAGGAAUGGGGCGUCUAUCUCGUUUGCCGGAGCGCAUAGUUUGCGAUAAAG